AUGCUGAAGGUGCUUUUGAGUGGAUCAGAGACCAGUGAGCCAUUGAUUAAAACGAGACAGAUGGAGGAGAGCUUCAGGAAGAAACGCUUCGACCAGCGGCUGGUGUUUGAAGACUCCAACACAUAUUAUCAGUUCUCGUUCGAGGAGUGUGAUGCUCAGGGCUGUGAAUUUCGCAGCGAGGAGGAAUGGCAGAGCGGUGUCCGUCUUCUGCUGCAGCUCGUGCCCUACGUUCAGUUCAGGGUUGUCAGCCCACCCGAGGAAGACCCGGAUAGAAAGCGUGAUAUCUGCAGUGAGAUCCUGCAGAUGAAGGCUCUGGAGAGACUCACGUCCACGGUGCAGAAUGAACUCGCUGCUGCUCUCGCCAGGAAAGCCAAGAAGUCAAUGUCAGAAGACGAAAGCUCGGAGGCAUCAGACGCUUCUCCUCAAGAACCGCAGAAGCCCACUGAAGACAGAAGCAAGCAGGCGGGCGUCUGCGCUCUCCGGGCUCCGGAUGACUUUUCGCGGAUGGAGAUGGUCCAGCGGCUGGCCAAAGACGGCUAUCGCUUCCUCCAGAACCAGAAUUACCGGCUCCCGGACCGCUCCGCUCAGGCGCAGGGCGAGGGCGUCGUGCGCGUCUGUCUGAAGGAGAGGGGUCAAGACGUGCUGGUUCUCCAGAGAGUCCCGUCAGAUCCAGCGUCUCCGCAAACAGCCGGAGUCAAAGAUGAGGACAGCGAUAAGAGGUACGUGGUGGUGUCCGGGACGCCCCAGAAGAUCCUGGAGCACCUGCUGAGCGACCUGCGUCUGGACGAGCAGCAAGGGGCGACGGAGAGCAAAGAGGCGGAAACGCUUCUGGACGACUUCUUGCUGACGUAUCUGGUGUUCAUGUCCACCAGUGAGCUCUGCCAGGCGCUGCUGGGACACUACUCUACGAAGCGCUGCCGGGGGAAGGAGGAGGGAAAGGAGGCCCUCUUCAGGAAGAGGAAAGUACUGCACCUGGUGUCUCAGUGGAGCACGCUGUACAAGGACUUCCUGCGAGAGGAGGAGAACAUCAAGCCCUUCAUGCAGACGUUGUAUCGAUACGUGCUGGAAGACGUUUAUGAGUUCCCCACACUGGAGAAGGACCUGAAGGAGUUCCAGAAACUUCUGCGACGGAGACAUACGGUGGACGACUAUUCUCCACACCAAAAGAAUAAAGCGCUGUACCAGCAGCUGAGUCUGAAGGAGAACUGCGUUCCUCUCCGAGCAUCUCCAGUCGAGAGCAAAGACGUGAUGUGCCGAGUGUAUGUGAGCUGUGAUUCGUAUCUGAGCAUGCGGGUGAAGCCUGCGGUCGUGGCUCAGGAGCUGCUGCACAUCGUCUCUCAGCGGAUGGAGCGAUCCGAGGACGACAUGAUGCUGGUGGCACAGACAUACAGCGGAGAGAAGCGUGUUCUUCAGCCUCAUGACAGUAUUUACUCUGAGUCUCUGACGGCACCCAGCAGACUGAUCGCCUGUCGCAGAGACCUCAGCGAGAUCCUGCCGCCGCUGACGGAGUGUCCAGAGCUGGGACAGAAGCCCGUCAGACUGCUGGGCAUCAACACGUGGGACGUCGCUGUGGCUCUGACAAACUUUGACUGGAAUCUCUUCAACUCCAUCCACGAGCAAGAGCUGAUCUUCUACACGUUCAGUGGUCAGGCGAGCAGUGGCCACACGGUGGCGCUGGAGUUCCUGCUGCAGCGCUGUAAUGAGGUGCAGCAGUGGGUGAUGUCUGAGGUGCUGCUCUGUCCCUCGCUCAGCAAACGAGUGCAGCUGCUCAAGAAGUUCAUCAAGAUCGCCGCGCACUGUAAAGCGCAGAGGAACCUCAACUCCUCGUUUGCCAUCAUCAUGGGCUUAAACACAGCCGCUGUCAGCCGCCUCAACCAGACCUGGGAGAAAGUUCCUGGAAAGUUCAAGAAGCUUUUCUCUGAGUUGGAGCUGUUGACUGAUCCAUCCAUGAAUCACAAAGCCUACAGAGACGCUUUUAAGAAGAUGAAGCCGCCCAAAAUCCCCUUCAUGCCUCUGCUGCUCAAAGGGAACGAGCUUUCUGCGUGUGACGGUCCCGAGGUGCGCUCCAGCGUCCAUUACCUUCACAUCAUCGACAAUCAGCAGACGCUGUUCCAGCUCUCGCACAGACUGGAGCCCCGAGUCUGA
Molecule: messenger RNA, 2145 nt
Organism: Sinocyclocheilus rhinocerous
Lineage: Eukaryota; Metazoa; Chordata; Actinopteri; Cypriniformes; Cyprinidae
Product: rap guanine nucleotide exchange factor 5-like
Exons: 21
Coding region: 1-2145 (714 amino acids)
Biological process (GO): Ras protein signal transduction
Cellular component (GO): plasma membrane
Molecular function (GO): guanyl-nucleotide exchange factor activity
Source: RefSeq, a predicted model, not a curated record